This is a messenger RNA of Entelurus aequoreus (snake pipefish), 3415 nucleotides long. Its product is annotated as gamma-adducin-like. The record is from RefSeq and is a predicted model, not a curated record. Gene Ontology annotation, biological process: barbed-end actin filament capping. NCBI's taxonomy places the organism in Eukaryota, Metazoa, Chordata, Actinopteri, Syngnathiformes, Syngnathidae. Gene Ontology annotation, cellular component: plasma membrane; cytoskeleton; postsynaptic density. Gene Ontology annotation, molecular function: actin filament binding. The transcript has 20 exons. Bases 740 to 2788 code for a protein of 682 amino acids.
CCCACAUCCUGCCAAAUAGUGAGAGAGCACUUCCGCUUGAGCCGGCGACGACAAGCAAAUGAACAAACGUUGGUAUACCUGCAUAUGUCUCUGCUGCGGAUUGACAUAUUCUCGUGUUCGACAGCAUUUGGUGACCUCAAACAACAAGGCUAUGGAUUGAUUCACACUGGUUUUACGCCUUUUAAAGGGUACUGGAAAAUGAUCUUGAAAGUCCUUAAAAGGAUGUACGGAGACAUUCUGGAUGAAAACCAACCACUUCUCGUCCAACCUGAUGGAGCUUGAGAGGCACUGCAAAGAGGAAUGAGGAAUUGCUACCAAAGAACCAAAGAGAAAGGUCUGCCUCCUGUGCAGCUCGUGUUCCUUUGAGGAAAAAUAGAGGAUUGGCACAAAAUAUUUCUGAGAGAAUACCUGGAAAACAUGAAAGCACGACUGCCACUCCGAAAAGCCGAGGAAGUCACAACAUGCAGGCUCGUCUUCUGCCGCUCUGCAGCAGGGGAAGCCAGAGAGUGAGAGAGGGGCUGAUAGGAGGAGCAUGAAAGAAGGAGGGCACUAGUUUCGAAAGUGUUCUUGAGAGAGAGAGCAAGAGGAGCAGUGUUGGCACUGGACUCACUGCACUGCAGGUGGAUCACAUCCGUCUGCUCCAAGAAGGUUCUAAGGCAGCCGGUACAAGAUUUCCUAAAGCAAACAAGGUCAGAUUCAUAGCGGCAGCCAUCCAGUGAAGGACCGAGGCAGAACAGGGAUGAGCGUGGACGUCCACCACGGGGUUGUGACCACCCCUCCCCCACCCAGUGGCGGCCCCAGGGAGCGCUACUUUGACCGAGUCAACGUCAACGACCCGGAGUACCUCAGAGCCAGGAAUAUGUCGCCCGAUCUUCGGCAGGACUUCAACGUUCUGGAACAGAAGAAACGGGUCACGCAGAUAUUACAAAGCCCUGCCUUCAAGGAGGAGUUGGAGAGUCUGAUCCAAGAGCAGCAGCGCAAAGGGAACAACCCGACUGGUCUGUUGGCCCUCAGACAGAUCGCUGACUUCUUCAUGGCGAGUUCAGUGGCCGGUUUCAACACUUCCCCACUCAGUUUGGGGAUGGUGACUCCCAUUAACGACAUGUACGGUAUGGAACCAAGCACCAUGGUGAAAGGAGAGAAGCUGACCCGCUGCAAACUGUCCAGCCUCUACAGACUGGUGGACCUGUUCAGUUGGGCCCACUCUAUCAGCUCCUACAUCACCUGCCGAGUCAGCAAAGAGCAAGAUCACAUCCUCAUCAUCCCCAGAGGACUUUCAUUUGCUGAGGCAUCCGCAUCAAACCUGGUGAAGGUGAACAUCAUCGGGAACGUCAUCGAGCAGGGCUCUACCAACCUGACCAUGGACUCUGCUGGUUUCAGCCCGCAUGCUGCCAUCUACUCCAUGCGCCCAGACAUCCGCUGUGUCAUACACCUGCACACCCCUGCCACGGCUGCUGUGUCAUCAAUGAAGUGCGGCAUCCUACCCAUUUCGCAGGAGUCACUCAUUCUGGGGGACAUCGCCUACUACAACUACCAGGGCAGCCUGGACGAGCCAGAGGAGCGCAAAGAGCUCCAAAAGGCCCUGGGGCCCACAGCCAAGGUUCUGGUACUGAGGAAUCACGGCCUGGUAGCUCUGGGGGAGACCAUGGAAGAGGCCUUUCACUACAUCUACAAUGCACAAUUUGCCUGCGAAAUCCAGGUGAACGCCAUCUCAUGUGCCGGCACCAUAGACAACCUGAUCGUGCUCGAUCAAGAGAAGUACAAAACACGUGUGCAUGAGGUGGCCGCAACAUUUUCCAGCAACAUGAGCAGUCCGGUGAAGUGGAAGGUCGGCGAGCUGGAGUUUGAGUCUCUGAUGAGGAUGCUGGAUAACCUGGGCUACAGGACAGGUUACGCCUAUCGCCAUCCCAUUGUGCGGGAGAAGCCCAGGCACAAGAGCGACGUGGAGAUCCCCGCCACCGUCACGGCGUUUAUGUUAGAGGAGGACAUGGACGCCACGCGGUUGCCCUUCAAGUUCGUCCUGCAGCGGCAGCAGAGGGAGAAGACGCGCUGGCUCAACUCGCCCAACAGCUACACCAAGGUCAACGUGGAGGGUGGAGACGAGCGCUACAACCACAGCAAGACGACCACGUGGUUAAAGGCCGAGGAGACGGGAACCCCGAUCCGGAUUGAGGACCCUAAUCAGUUUGUCCCGCUCAACACAGACCCCAAAGAGGUGCUGCAAAAGAGGAACAAAAUUAGAGAGCAGAACCGGUGUGACGUGAUGACCUCAGGACCUCGCUCUCAGCACCUCGCCGGCAUCCCGGUUGAUCAACCACGACGGCCAUACGUGCCCACAGAGGAAGAACAGAUGGCCCCGCAGCCUCCCAACCCUUUCAGUGAGCUGUCAGAGAAAGAACUGGAAGAGUAUCGCAAAAACGUGGAGAGGAGGCAACUGGGUCUCGAUGGCGAGCACGAGCUAACCUCCGACGACGGCUCCACACUCUCCCAGUCUCUGUCACUCACCCAGUCACCACUAAGCACUCCGGCUAAACAAGCCAACCACUCGGGCCUGACAAACGGCAAAGACAACCACUGCCACGCGGACGACCAGCUGUCCGAGCGCGUGGGCCAGCUCCACGCCGCGGUGGACAGCGUGGCGAUCACGGUGCGCCCGGGCGAGAAGAUCGAGGAGGUUCUGUCCCCGGAGAGCUCGCCCUCCAAGUCGCCCAACGGCAAGAAGAAGAAGAAGUUCCGCACGCCGUCCUUCCUGAAGAAGAACAAAAAGAAAGAGAAGGCGGAGGCUUGAGUGAUUAGAUAAGAACGAGCGUGGCGGCCAUCGUUUUUUUUUUGUGUGUUGUCUUUUACGUUGUCUACGUUUUCCCGUCCUGUUGGUUUUCUUUUUUUAAAGGUUUUAUACGCAAAACGGCAGAAUACGUGAUUGGAUCGGUUUGUCAUGAAAAGGAGGCAGGAAGUGGGCUCUUUGCAGGCUCCACCUGGUCCACAGCUCACGUAGACCCUCAUCAACUAGAUCGCCCUGGCGUUAUUUCACGGUAGUCAAAACAAUCAGGUCGCCACAAAACUGCACUGUCGGCGCUUUUCCCUCGCCUCGCGGCCCCCAUCACUGAGAGGAGACAGGAAGUCCCCCCCCCUGGACGUGUUGCAGGUGUAACAUAACUGGAGCAAAAAGGAGCACAGUAAUGUUGACACUCUCAAUAUUUAUGUAGCAUUUUUCUCUCAUUUUUUUGGACAAACCUAAAAUUGAGUCAUCUCAUGAAUUGUCCUUUUUUUUUUUUUUUUAGUCAACAUCCUUUUCUACUCAUUCUCCAGACGCCGACUUUCUCUCUUUUGGCGGCACGUUGGCUCGCACGAUACUGUCAAGUCGAGAAUACAAAGUGACGACAUCUCCCCGCGAUAGGAUAAUAACUGGAAACGU